CGCAGACUCCUCCGGGUGACUCACUCUGAUGCUCGCUUUUCCAUGCUGAAAACCAGCACGGAUUGUUGGAUUGUUAAUCAGAUGAACUUUCGGGAAUUGUGUAGCCGACAGCGAGCAGCUUUUUACCCGCAGACACCAUGGCUUCAAACGCUCUCUGCGCGCUUUGCGGACUUAUUAUAGCGGCUGUGAUCAAUUUCUAUGGCGUUAGCGCACAGAAAAGUCAGUGUAACAGUUUAGAGUUUUGGAACUCAGAUUUGGACGUCUGUGUGCCAUGUUCAUCAUGCAAGCUGUACCCAAAGACCCCAUCGUGCAACACAUGUAAAUCUGUGGAUGAGACACCUGACGUGUGGAAACUGGCAGCCAUAACCAGCUUCUCAGUGCUCGCUGUAGUGCUUGUUGGUGCUGCGCUUAUUAUCGGGGUCAUGGUGCAUCGACGCAAGUCACACAAACGGCCUCUACGUGAACCCAUUGAAGAAACUGCGGGGCCACUUUAUCAAGCUUAAACAUUUCACCUCAUCUUACUCUGGAAACAGAUGUGACAGAACCAAGGGGCAACCAGUUCCGAGCCGGAUGGAGGAACCUCUGGACCAUGAACUGUAUACUCUGACUGCAGGGUAUCUCUUCACCAGAAUUGGACCAUUUUUAUUUAUUAGACUGUUAAGUGAAGAGCUGUGCUCAGUGUAGGUCUGACAGCGACAACAGGAGCAACUCUCACACCUCUGUAGGAAUAGUAACAUUAUAUUAGUGAUAUCAUUCUCAGAUAUUGUGUGCCUUUAUAGUCCACUUAUGUAAGAGUUUGGUCUGGAAGACCAUUGUGGGUUUGCAGAUGUUUGAUUCAGAAAAAAAUACAGUCUUUUCCUCAGAGAGAUGGAUGCCUUCCAAAUCCUGCAUUGUAUUUUCCAGCAGGACUCAGAUGAAUGUAACACAGCCACUGCUCCAUUAUCCCCCCCACACCCCACCCCACUUUGCUGUGAUUGCCUAGUGCUAACCCUUACAUAAUGUUACCUGCCGUAACUUUAACCGCAUCUGACCUCGACGUACCGACAUGACGAAUACUAGUCAUUCACAGCACAGUUGGGCGAAAAACAGACGGAAAAAAGUGCCUAAUGGGCUGCAGUUUGAUCGCUUUGCUAGUCAGCAGGGUUGGACGGGGUCUAUCUGCUGGUCAUUUACCACAACAGCCUCUUAAAGGGGAACAACACCUACAUUAAGAAUUCCAGUGUUUUUUUCAUGUCCUAGAAAAGUGAAAUCAAUACUUGUUAAUAUGAACUACUCUCUCAAAGCCAGAAACCAGAGAAGUAAGUCUCAAACUCAUCAUGUCUCUCUCAUCAAAGUCUGCUGCUCCGAAGACCACAGAUGGGAGCCUGUAAUUGUGGACCCACAAAAUGUUUUUCUUUUUUACACCCAAAUGAGCUUUAUUUUUUACACUGUUCUUAGAUCUGAAACAGAAAAAGUACCCACAUAUUUCCCUGGGUGCUCUCAUCCAAAUUUUCUCGGGUUUUUGAACCAGUUUGUUCAGGAUUCUGGUGCUGUUUCACUAGCCUGGAAAUAGACAAUUUUUGAGUGAAACCAUUGUAAUCAAAGAUAUGACAUUAGUGAGGGCAUUGCGCAAUGCGCACACCCACUGAAGUUUCUGGAUUUGUAAGAAAGUUGUUCAUGUUUUAUGAGGACUUUUGGACUGUCUAUACCAUGGGGAUAACAUGUAUGAAUUUUUAAAAUGGGUAUAGUUUCUCUUUAAAGAAAAAUUGCAUGUGAGUAAGACAUACUGAUAGGCACAUUAAGGCCAUUUGAAUGUAGCGACUUUACUCUUUACACUAGGUGAAAUGUAUUCUAGACUGCGUCCCUGCCAGUACCGGCGUGUGCCUGCUCUUUUAGUCGCCCGAUACAGUGAGAAAGCUGUUGAUUAACUGUACUUAUUCACUGUUACCAGCUCUCCUGAGACCAACACAGACCCUUUAUUACAGGUUACCACAAUAUUGCCUUGUCUUUUUUGUUACUAGGUUGUAUGAGAUGAUAGCUGGAUUUUUCUUUAUCACUGCCCCAGGAUUCACACGUUACUGUCCCAGCGCUCAGAGGACAGGAUGUUUGAAACACUAGACACACAAUCCCAAACUGCUAACAUGUGGGAAUGUUGCGAGGAAUGUACUGUAGUGAAGGGAAUGACACCUACCAUGUUUUAGGUGCAGCUACACAGUGCCUACUAACUCUGACCUGUUGAAUCUUUUUAGAUCUGAAGACACAUGUAAAGAUGUUUGUAAUUUUGUAGCCAUCGAGACCAAUGACAACCAUGGCGGGCAGGGUUGUUGUUUUCCACUUCUUUUUAUAGUUCAGGAUGUUUUCUAGCUUCAAAACAUCACCAGUAUGCGGUUACUGAUGUAUUUUAAGUGACUGACAAUGUUUCAGGUCAUAUUUUGGAUCUGUCUGCUUGUGGGUAAACUGCUUGCCCUCCGGCAGCAAAAUUAAGGAAUCACUUAAAAUACAAAUGCUUCCUCUUUUUCUUUUUUUUUUUUUUUUUUAGAUGUUUAUAUUAUUUAUUUUAAGUAUCUUGUGGUGUUGUUUUUCAUCAACUGCAAGUGACAAGCACAUUUUUAAAGGGACUCCAGUGAAGAUUGUCGAACUUCCACCAGGCCAGCUAGCGAUGAUACUGAGCAAUAACUAACAUUUUCUGCUUACUUCUCUUGCUUUCUAUUUCCAAUUGUAUAUAGUGUACAUGCACUGGCUUCUUUUACUUAAUGCAAUCUUAUAAACGGCUUUGUGUAUCAAAUGUAUUUUCACAAUAAAACUGACAAUUUCCAAUAAUAA
Plectropomus leopardus (leopard coralgrouper) is the source of this 2802-nucleotide messenger RNA. RefSeq lists its product as uncharacterized. The record is from RefSeq and is a predicted model, not a curated record. Gene Ontology annotation, cellular component: plasma membrane. Gene Ontology annotation, molecular function: protein binding. NCBI's taxonomy places the organism in Eukaryota, Metazoa, Chordata, Actinopteri, Perciformes, Serranidae. Gene Ontology annotation, biological process: positive regulation of extrinsic apoptotic signaling pathway.